Molecule: messenger RNA, 1736 nt
Organism: Pomacea canaliculata
Lineage: Eukaryota; Metazoa; Mollusca; Gastropoda; Architaenioglossa; Ampullariidae
Exons: 6
Coding region: 59-838 (259 amino acids)
Source: RefSeq, a predicted model, not a curated record
GAAAAUUUGACCUGAUUAUGUUUCAUCACGCGGCAUUCACGCCACCUGCUACAGCACCAUGUUGCCAGCACAGAUGAAUUAUCUCUUCGUAUUUCUCUUUUUUUGUUUCGCAAAACAAGCUUGGUCUCUUGGCAUUGAUUUCCAAUGUCCACACAGAUUUAAAAAUGGAGAAAAUAUUGUCACAUGCAGAGUAAACAGAACUGCUGUCAGUGAAGCCAAAUGCCUCUCACUGUCCUCGUCAGUCAGAUUUGAGCGAACUGUUUAUUUACAAACAACUCCGCUAUGUAUAAUCAACUAUGACCCAAGCCAGCCAUGCAUGUCUGAAGCCCAGCACAGUCCAGGGAGCUGUUGGUGUAGCAACAUUGAAGGCGACAUCAUCACCUACAGCUUUUCCUACCUGGGCAACAGCACACGUGAUCAGAGAGGACAUCUUGAAUGUAAAACCUGCAUUUUACCAGAAAAGCCCUUACAUACACGUGUUAACGACAGCUGCAGAAUUAUGCGUUUUGCAGAUCAUCAGAUAACUAAUGAUACCAAGAAAUCUAACACUACAACUGUGACUGAGGAACUCAAUAAAGAAGAUCAUCGGAAAAUCGAAAUUCAUGAUAGUGAUCAGCCAACUGAUCCAGCUAUGAUUGGAGGAAUCAUUUCAACAGCUGUAGUUCUGAUAAUAGUGAUAAUAGUCGUUGCAUUAUUCUUCAGGAAUCGUCGCCAUCUUCUGUUUUCCACAAAAAUCAAAAGAUCGAAUAUGAAAAUGAACAAAAAGGAACUCCACAAAAUGCUUCAACCACCAGAUGAAAUGAAGGAUGACAAACAAAAACCAAAACUUCAUAGUUAAUGAAUUUGGUGCUUGCUGUCCUAAUGCUUCAUUUACAAUCUUGGAAUAUGUGCGACCUGCUAACCACAGCAUAUAUAAAUUUCUGACUCAAAAAGGUCCUUUUUUAAGUUAAAUGCAGUCAGUUUUCCCCUAAAUUAUCUUUGAAAAAAUGAAUCUCUUGAAAAACCAUGUACACAUACUAUUAUGUAUGUAGACCAUAUGGCAUUUUUUAAUUUGAAAAUAAAAAGUUUAGUUUAUGGUUAUGGGUGUCUGUUUUUCAAGCACCUGAAUUUGUAAUAUAAUCUUAAAUAUUAAUAUGUAUGUCCUAAAAUUUGAGACUUUGAGCAAGUUAUUUAUUACUUCAUACAACAAAUUUUAGUCACGUCUAGUACUAAGUCUUAUUCGGCACUGUAAAACUUCAUGGCAGUAAGGAUUAUCACUGUAUAAUGGUUAGUUAUUAUGAAAGACAUAAGAAAGUUAUUAGAAAAACCAAUUUAUUCCUGUGUUUCCUGUAAAAGAUCAAUAUUUUGAAAAAAAAGUAUUAAUAUAUUUGCUCAAUUACCAUGUUACUUUUGAAUCAUUUUAUAUUUGAUUCCGUGGAAAGAACAUAUCAAUUUUUGCAGUAAGCUUAAGUCUAUUUUGUUGUGUUAUAUUUCAUGUUCUGUGUGAGGGGAGGCAACUCAGCAAGCAGUGAACGUGAUUAAGGUUAUUAACCGUUAGUUGCUCCGCCUGACGUUCUAGUCAAAGGAUCAACCUUAGACAAAUGUGGCUUUUUCUUUAGGAAUUGUCUUGAUCCUGCCAUGGAACUUUAUCAAUUUGUUUUCCUAAACGCCGAUGUCUCCUGGUCAUAAGAAUCUGCCACUGAGAAGUAAGGAGACAUCACAUCCAGCGACAAGAACGACCAAAGCACACAUCAAAA